UAAGAUUGCUAGACAGUCCACAAAGACUUUUUGAGAUUGCGCUUUGGAAAAUUAUUUUCAGAGUCGGGGUGAGAAGAAGCGGUGUUAGCUAUUUAAGAAUAAUAUAUUGUUGGACAAAGGGUCUGCAUUCUUUUCUUUUCUGGACCAUUCAUUCCAACAUUUGUUUUGGUGGUGAAGCAGAGUGAAGAUUGCAACAGAGAUAAAGCAUGCCUUCCCAUUACAGUCAACAGUCAUUAAUUGUGCUAGCCCUUUUUGGGGUACUGGCUGCCAUCAUGGCAUCUCUUUCGGCCAUCCUAAUCUUCCAGGUCCAGUCUACUGCAAAACAGGGAGAACAUGCAGCUGGACUAGGCACGGAGGCUGGUCGAGUCCUGUUGCCAGCGUCUGUUGUGUUGGCAUCUUUGUGUCUUGCCCUGAAUACAAGUUGCUUUCUGCUGUGUCUGCUCCACUCCUACUUUACUGCUGAAGUAUGCCGAGAAGAUCCAGAGUCAAGGAGGGGAGAAUGGUUCCUUUUGGAUAACCGGAGUGUUCGGCAGUCUGCUGUUUGUCUCUUCUGCCUUGGAAUCUCACUGUAUUUAGCAGCUCUGUCGCUAUAUAUGCUAAUUCUGUUUGAAAUCGAGACAGGAAUCGCCAGUUCCUGUAUCCUGACUUUGGGUUCCAUUUUUAUGAUAGUCACUGUAACCCACACUCUUCACAAGGCUUCCCAGACUACUCAUCACAGCCAUGACCAGCUGCCCAGUGCUCUCUUCGAAAAUGACUCUGCUCAUGGUGGUGACCUUAAUGAUUCAGUUCCUUCCAGUGACCUCAAUAAUGGCAAAGAGGUGUCUCCAGUGCGGCCUCGUCCUGAGAUCCACCGUGAGUUUUCCUAUCCUCCUUUUGUCCAGCAGCAGCAGCAGCAGAAACAACAGCAACAGCAGCAUCACCUACAUCAACAACUGCAGCAUCAGCAAAAACUACAGCCUUUUUCCCCACCUCUAGGCAACAUGACUAAUGUGCUAAACCAGAGUGAUAAUGCAGGUCACAGGAAUGGAGAAGAGCGUUAUAAUAUACCCAGGAUGCAACGAACCCUUUCUGUGGAGUCUGGCCUUAUGCAGCCUAACUCCAAACCAUGGAAUGGAGUACACCAAGAAAUGAGAACCGUGAUGUCAAGAAAACCAGGAGUGGUGGGCAAAGAUUCCACAUUGGUAUAAAGAGCCACUCAACCACUUAAAGAUUAAGCCCCAUACAUGGCCAAAGCAUAGACAUCUUGUUACAUCUAUAACUCUUGUACAACUUGUUGGGGUUUUCUUACACAAAUAUUAAUACCAUUAAUUAAAUUAGGUUGGAACACGCAAUCUGGCAAGAUGAUCAUAAUGUUUAAUAGACACACUCCAACUGGCGCCAGAUGCGUAACACUAUGGAAUUCCAAAGAAAACGAACUCUGGAGCAUAACUUUGGCAUGAAAGGGAGCAAUGGAUGUUCUGAGGAACUGAGCUUUGGCAUAUUGUGUUCACCAGGAGCCA
This is a messenger RNA of Spea bombifrons (plains spadefoot toad), 1499 nucleotides long. RefSeq names its product transmembrane protein 221 (gene TMEM221). The record is from RefSeq and is a predicted model, not a curated record. The coding region runs from base 207 to 1187 and encodes 326 amino acids. Lineage: Eukaryota; Metazoa; Chordata; Amphibia; Anura; Pelobatidae. The transcript is spliced from 3 exons.